GAUCUAUUCCCAAACACUAUCCCCCCCUCUCCCUAUCUCUGCAAAUCUGCCAAUCUCAAGAUGCUGAGAAAUUCAGUGAGUUUCUCUUCAAAAGUCCUCACCUCCUCAACCCCUAACUCCAAAUCAACCUUUCUCUUCUCAGGCAUUUCCACCACCUACUAUGGCAUCGAGAGAUCACUCUCACUCUCAAUUCUAUUCAACUACCGCCACCUCACCUUCUUCCUCUCCUGAUUCUCUCAAACUAGGGUUUCCCAAACUCGAUCCUGUUCGAUCCUCCGGCUUCGCCUCUUCCGCCGCCGCAAUCGAUGCGUCUCCGUUGGCUGCUGAGUCGGUGACGAGGGCUAGGGAUGUGGUGGACUUGGCUCGCCAUUACGGACGGUGUUAUUGGGAGCUCUCCAAGGCUCGCCUCAGCAUGCUAGUUGUUGCUACUUCUGGGGCUGGAUACGUUCUUGGGAGUGGCAAUGCCAUUGAUUAUGUGGGGCUCUGUUGCGCCUGUCCUGGUACCAUGCUGGUUGCAGCAUCUGCUAACUCCUUAAAAAUCAGGUUUUUAAAUGAUCUACUUGGGAAUUUUGGAUAAAGAUUUUCCCCCCGAAAUCCCUCCCCCCCGAACAACCCGAAAGAGAGAGAGAGAAAGAGAAGAGGGAAUGGAGAGGAGAGAGAGGGCCCCUCCUUCGCCUCUGCCGCCGCCGAUCGAUGGCAGAUCGACCGGCCGAUCGUCGCCGCCGCAGCUCGUCGCAACCCCGCCUCCACCUCCAGCCUG
Molecule: messenger RNA, 760 nt
Organism: Camellia sinensis
Lineage: Eukaryota; Viridiplantae; Streptophyta; Magnoliopsida; Ericales; Theaceae
Source: RefSeq, a predicted model, not a curated record